Molecule: messenger RNA, 1287 nt
Organism: Rotaria sp. Silwood1
Lineage: Eukaryota; Metazoa; Rotifera; Eurotatoria; Philodinida; Philodinidae
Source: the annotation of a GenBank genome assembly
AUGAGUGGCAUCGAUUUGGCAAUUUCGAAACAAGCCAUUGGUCGACAUGGAUUCAUUGGCAGUUUAUAUGAUAUUCGUAGCGAUCAAUUUGAAGGUGGAAAUUUAUUCAAUCGAGAACUAGCAUCAUCAUUGAUUUCCACAACAGAUUGUGCAAGUUCAGAUUUUUAUGUGGAUGAAAAUCUAUCUCAAAAAGAUACACUUAAUAAGCUUAAUAUUGAAGGAUCCAUGAAACUAAGUCUUAUGGCUGGCCUAGUUAAAGUCGAUGGUUCAGCAAAAUAUUUAAAUCAAACAAAAACUGACAGUCAAACAGUUAGAGUAACUCUGAUGUUUAAUGUUAAAACAAAGCAACAACAUUUGCAAGUUAGUAUGGCGGAUUUAUACAAUUAUUUUAUACCAGAUGCAUUAGAAAAUCCAAAUGCAACACAUUGCAUUACGGGUAUUAUGUGGGGUGCACGUGUUGCAGCAACAUUCGAACAAGCGCUGAACAAUUCAGAAGCAGCCGAGGAGCUACAAGGUCUACUAUCAGCAUCGUUGAAAAAGGCAACAGUCAAUGUUGAAGGUCAAGCAAAAUUGGAGAACGUUGAGCAAGCAAAUUCGAAGUUUCGUUCAUUGAAAAUUAGUUUCUCCGGUGAUGUUCUAAUAGACGAUGUUCCCCAUACUGUGGACGAUGUUUUUAAUAUUUUUAAAAAAGUACCAUCUAUGUUGAAACAAUUAAACGAAGGGAAAGGUAAACAACUUGAAUUUCAGUUAUAUCCAUUGAAACGUAUGGCAGAAAUUUUCAAUAUUAUUAAAGAAAUUGCCAAUCAUAUGAUACAUAGUAUUGAAAAUGUUUUUGAGGAAAUACACAGAGGAAAACGAAUAAUCAAUGACUUUCUUGCUAAAAUUGAACAAUGGAAAGAUUUUAUCUCACCAGUUUGGACAGAUGUUAUUCAUAUGCAUCAAAGAAAAUUAGUGGAUGCAGAGGGACGAACACAGCGUGACAUAGCAUUAUUACUUGAACGAAUUCGACGCGGUGAAGCUAACGAAAAUGAAAUAAUCGAUUUGUUGAAUGAUUUUUACGAGAAAAAAUUAUGUUCUCCGAAGUCUAUCGAUCGAUUCCUAAAAGAAAAUGCACGAAUUAAUGCUAAAAUUGAAGCUCUGAGUCGAUUCGAUCAAAUGACAAUUGAAAAAGGCUUAGAUAGUGGAAGAAAAGAACCAAAUCUAUCUAUUCUACUUAAGAAAAUGACAACUAUUGAAGAUUUGAUUGAUAAUUUUCCUCAUGAUGAAUAUUUAUUAAGUGGAUUCUGA